AGAAUGCACUUUUGAAAGAAAAAUAACACAUUUUAAAUACCAUUUGGGCUGCUUCUUUUGAACCUUUGAACCUUUUCAACAUACUGCCCAUUUUUCUGACUUGUGGUCUUUAAAUAUCUCUUUCCUCUUUUCCUAAUCUGAAUACUUCAUAUUCUUCUUUAGAUUCGAAAAAGGGUUGUGUUUUUUUGCUUUCUGGGUCUUGAUAAUAUACUGUCUGUUAGUUACAUCUAAUCCUAGCGUAUAGGCUCCUAAUCGUUGAUCUUUUCCCCGGGAAAUCGUGUCUUUUAAAUAUUAUUUGGAUUUGGAGUGAUUUUCAAAGAUCUUGCGUUUUAAAUCUCAACCUCCGUGUUUCUUAAACGCGUUUUUACCUUUAUCCUCUUUGUUUUGUUUUUUUCUUUAACCUUUAUCCUCUUUGUUUUUUGCACAUUAGAUUUUUUGUUGUUUGUUUCGUGUGUGUGUGUUACAGCUUUAUCGGUGUAAGAAAAGGACUUAGCAGUUGAAGUGUUGGUUGGGUUUUAGGUUUUCAAACUCACGAGAAAACUUUUGGUUUCUUGUUGAUCACACAAGAAAGUGUUUUCUUCUUCUCGUGACUUCUUCGCCUAAAAUUUUCUUCCUCGUUUAAAAACGCAAGAAAGCAGGGGGAAGUAAGAAAGAAAACUUAUCAAAGUCUCUCUCUCUUCUGUUGCUUAUUACAAUGGAACCAUCUGCAGUCAGUGAUGAGAAGAGACUCACCGUUGACUUGGUCAGGGAUAAAAAUGGAACCGAUCAGGUUCUUCUCAAGAAUCCUAAAGGCGCUUCUGUAAAGAUAAGUUUACACGGAGGACAAGUUCUUUCUUGGAAGACUGACAAGGGUGAUGAGUUGUUAUUCACUAGCGCCAAGGCUAACUCGAAGCCUCCCCAUCCGGUACGUGGAGGAAUCCCUAUAUGCUUUCCUCAGUUUGGCACUCGAGGAUCGCUUGAGCAACACGGUUUUGCAAGAAACAAGAUGUGGCUUGUUGAAGAGAAUCCACCUUAUUUACCUUCAUUCUACUCAACUGAUAAAGCCUUUGUCGAUUUGGUACUUAAACCCUCUGAUGAAGACACAACAAGGAUCUGGCCUCAUAGCUUUGAGUUUCACCUGAGAGUUUCAUUGGCACUAGAUGGGAACCUAGCACUGAUAUCUCGAGUCAGAAACAUCAACUCAAAGCCUUUUAGCUUUUCCAUUGCUUACCACACUUACUUCUCCAUUUCUGAUAUCAGUGAAGUUAGAGUUGAAGGACUGGAAACUCUUGACUAUCUUGAUAACUUGUUUGAUAAAGAGCGGUUUACUGAGCAAGGCGAUGCACUAACCUUUGAGUCUGAGAUUGAUAGAGUGUACUUGAACUCUAGAGACGUGGUUGCCGUUUUCGACCAUGAGAAAAAACGUACUUUCCUCAUCAAGAAAGAAGGUCUACCAGAUGUUGUGGUGUGGAAUCCAUGGGACAAGAAAGCUAAAGCGUUGACUGAUUUGGGAGAUGAAGAGUAUAAACAUAUGCUUUGUGUUGAUGGAGCAGCUAUUGAGAAACCAAUCACGUUGAAACCAGGUGAAGAAUGGACCGGGAAAUUAAAUCUCUCGCUUGUCCUCUCCACCUGAAAACCGGUAUCGGUUAUCUUUAAACCGAUUGACCCUCUUUUAUAUGUUUGGUUUGUUAUUUAGUCUAUAGAACAACAUCGCAGUAUGUGUGAUUCUUCGGUAUCAAAUCCUGAAUAUUAAAAGGAAACCUGAGAUUUGAAAAUGUCACCGUUUUUAGGCAGUGACAAGAUCCUGGUUUUGUCCGAAAUUUAACUUGUGUGUGAAGAUAAGAUACUAUAUGAACUUGUGUAUGGGUUCACUAUUAUUUAAAGCUAUCUUGUUCUCAUGUUUAACAGUUGUUGAAUUAAUAUUUUUUAAAACCAUAAA
This is a messenger RNA of Raphanus sativus (radish), 1918 nucleotides long. RefSeq names its product putative glucose-6-phosphate 1-epimerase. Bases 695 to 1612 code for a protein of 305 amino acids. The record is from RefSeq and is a predicted model, not a curated record. Lineage: Eukaryota; Viridiplantae; Streptophyta; Magnoliopsida; Brassicales; Brassicaceae. Gene Ontology annotation, biological process: carbohydrate metabolic process. Gene Ontology annotation, molecular function: carbohydrate binding; isomerase activity. The transcript has 7 exons.